Messenger RNA from Poeciliopsis prolifica (blackstripe livebearer), 5419 nucleotides. RefSeq names its product oxysterol binding protein 2a (gene osbp2a). The transcript is spliced from 15 exons. The record is from RefSeq and is a predicted model, not a curated record. Gene Ontology annotation, molecular function: cholesterol binding. Gene Ontology annotation, cellular component: intracellular membrane-bounded organelle; membrane; cytosol. Bases 213 to 2441 code for a protein of 742 amino acids. NCBI's taxonomy places the organism in Eukaryota, Metazoa, Chordata, Actinopteri, Cyprinodontiformes, Poeciliidae.
AGGUAAUCAGUAUUUACAUUUAAAAGCAGGCAGAUCGGCGCAGAUCCCAGGCUGAUGAUUCAACCAGAGGGACGCACAGAAACAACUGCAGGCUAACAACACACUACAGUCUGCGUGCUGCUGCUGCUAGCUAAAGGUACAGCUGUUUACAACUCCACACCAGCUGCACCGUCCAUCCCGCUGGAGGGACGCGGACUGCCCAGAGGGGACAGAUGAACGAGCUGGUGAAGAGCUUGCCCUCCCCGACUCUCCCGGGGCUCCACCUGCCUUGUCUGGACACCCACAAGGGCUGGCUCUUCAAAUGGACCAACUACCUGAAGGGCUACCAGCGGCGCUGGUUCGUCCUCAGCAACGGCCUGCUGUCCUACUACAGGACUCAGGCAGAGAUGGCGCACACUUGCAGAGGCACUAUUCCCCUGGCCAAAGCUCACAUCGAGGUGGGUGACACCUGUCACUUUGUGUUGACCAGCGGAGGCCGAACCUACCACCUGAAGGCCACAUCUGAGGGGGAGUGUCAGAGAUGGGUGUCAGCCCUGCAACAAGCAAAGGCUAAUGCCACGCUCCUGGUGCAUCACUCAGAUGACUCAGGAGAUGAAACCCCUGUGCCUCAGGAGGACCGUGCCCUCACCCAAGGAGCACUGCAGUCCCUGACCACUAAGUUGGAGGAUCUGAGCACCUGUAAUGAGCUGAUCGGAAAGCACGGCGCCGCUCUCCAGCGCUCCCUCAGCGAACUUGAAGACCUGCGUGGGCCCACCGAAGGCACGGACAGAGUGAAAGCCGUUAAUGAGCGAGCCACCCUGUUCCGCAUCACCUCUAAUGCUAUGAUCAAUGCUUGUCGGGACUUUUUGGAUGUGGCGGAAUCUCACAGUCGGCGGUGGCAGAAGGCUCUGCACUAUGAGAGAGAACAGCGCCACCAUCUGGAGGAGACCAUUGAACAGUUAGCCAAACAGCACAACAGCCUGGAGAGAGCGUGGAGGGAGAAUCCCACCUCAUAUGCAGGUGUGGAGCGAUCUCAAGAGGGUGAUGCGAGUGAUGAAAAUGAAGAAGCGGAGUUUUUUGAUGCCAUGGAGGACGCCCCUUCGUUCAUCACUGUGACUACCACUGGAAGUAUCCGACACAAGCGCUCAGGCAGUAACCAGAGUAUGAUGAGUGGAGGAGUGCCCAAUGACUGGACUCACAAUGAGAGUGACACCUCAGGCACAAACCAAAUGCAACUACGAAGAACAAGACGCAGUCGUAUACCUGAUAAACCAAACUACUCCCUCAACUUGUGGAGCAUCAUGAAAAACUGCAUCGGAAAGGACCUAUCCAAGAUUCCCAUGCCUGUAAACUUUAAUGAGCCGCUGUCGAUGCUGCAGCGUCUGACUGAGGAUUUGGAGUACAGCGAGUUGCUGGACCGGGCGGCUCGCUGCGACUCAUCUGUGGAGCAGAUGUGCCUCGUGGCUGCCUUUUCCGUCUCGUCCUAUUCAACCACAGUCCAUCGAACCGCCAAGCCCUUCAACCCUCUGCUGGGGGAGACUUACGAGCUGGACCGACUGGAGGAGUACGGCUAUCGCUCCAUCUCUGAGCAGGUCAGCCAUCAUCCACCAGCUGCGGCCCACCAUGUGGCGUCAGAGCGAGGAUGGACUCUGUGGCAGUACAUAACUAUUGAUAGCAAGUUUCGGGGGAAAUAUAUUUCUGUCUUGCCAUUAGGUAACAUUCACCUGCAGUUCCACUCAAGUGGAAACCAUUACGUGUGGAGCAAAGUGACUUCCACAGUGCACAACAUCAUUGUAGGGAAACUUUGGAUCGAUCAGUCUGGAGACAUCGACAUUGUGAACACCACCACAAAGGACACCUGCCGUCUCAAAUUCUCCCCAUACAGCUACUUCUCCAGGGAAGUUCCACGAAAAGUAACCGGCGUGGUGGAGGACAGAGAGGGAACAGCCCAUUACAUCCUGUCAGGAACCUGGGAUGACAAAAUGGAAAGUGCAAAAAUAGUGGAAAGCAGCCGGGGAUGUGGAGGCUCAGAAGGCAAACAAAAAACUGUUUAUCAGACUCUUCAACCCAAACUCCUGUGGAAAAAAUACCCUCUUCCUGACAAUGCAGAGAACAUGCACUAUUUUUCCACCCUGGCACUGACCUUGAACGAGCCAGAGGACGGUGUCGCCCCAACUGACAGCCGUCUGCGACCGGACCAGCGGCUGAUGGAGGCGGGCUUGUGGGACGAGGCGAACAUCGAGAAGCAGCGACUUGAGGACCACCAGAGAAUGGAGAGGAAAAGAAGGGAGGCACAAGCUAACCAGGCUCUGGAAGAAGGGCAAGAUGUGGAAAGUUACCAGCCAGUGUGGUUUGAGAAGAGAACAGACGAAAACACCGGAGAAACAUCCUACAUGUACAGAGGUGGCUACUGGGAAGCUAAAGAGAGACAAGAGUGGGGUCACUGUCCUGAGAUCUUCUAGGAAUCUGGUAGUUUUUUGUUUUUUGUUUGGAGGGUGUUAGGUUGGCUUAGAUGAGCAGGUGGCAGUGGGUGAGAUGGCUAACUUCUCUCAGCUUCUAAAGCACAAAACCUCCAGCCUCUACUUCCUAUGUAUGUGUUCCCUCCCUGUUACAGCUGUUCUACCAGGAUGCAUGGCUUUGAUUGGUAUAUGCUUCCAUGCUCUGCAGAACUUUAUAUGUGAGCAAUUCAAGUUAUGUGUGUGAGUGGACUUUAGUUUACACAGAACCAAUUUCAGCACGAAAUAUACCCAACUGAGUGUGCAUGGACGAUCCUGGGGCCGUGGAGCUACCUUGGUGUAAAAGUACCAAAUGUCCUGUACCAAAUCAGAGAUGGAGGGUAUCAGUCUUUAAAAGAGUUGGACAAAAGCCUUCUUCUGUGCUGUGAAGUUGUCUCAGCAGUGCAUGAUUUGCUGAUUCUUCACAUUCUUUGUUUUUGUGCUACAGUGUUUUUUCAACAUUGCACAACAGUAUCCUGCAGCACAAGCUGAACCCAGAGUGGCCUCUAAAAACAAGGACCUUGUUUCAUUGAGAGAUGAGUAACAAACACUGUCAGUUUAACAGUUCUAAGCUAGUUCAAUGCAAAACCCCAGAGAUCAUGUAUGACUGAACUAAAGGAGUUUUAUUGAGUCUAUGGUAAAAUAAAAGCUGCAGUGUUAGUGUAAAUUAAUGCUAAUCUUAGAUGUCAGAGAUGGCAAAGUGGAGAUUUUUGUACAUCUAACAGACUGAGAAGAUUUUGAUGUUUGACCCAGUUAGGCAACUAAUCUAAUUUGAGCAAUUUCCAAUGCAUUAGUCAUUCUAGUAAAAGGCUAAACUUUGUAAGUGCUUCAGAAAUACAAUUUGUACAAAUCUACAGUUUCACAGCAAAAGCUUGCAUUUUUCACCAUCAGUCUUCAUAUUAUCCUCUACAAGUACAAAUCAAAUGCAAUUUCUUUUUCUUUCAAAACAAAAUGCAGUUUAUAAAAAUAUUCCAACCAUUUCCUGAGAGCUCAGGUGAUUUAUACCACUAUCACAAUUAAGUUUAAUUAGGUCACACCACUCAAGCAGACAAAACGUUUCAAGCUUUUAAAGGCCUUAAAAGCACAGACAGCUUUUAACUUUCUAGAUGAAACUGCACUAUUAAACUUAAUGAUGAGGGAGAACAGCUCAAUUCAUAAUCGAUAUGAUUUUAUUUGAGCUUAUAUGAUCUAUAAAUGAGUUUUGUCAAGAUGGAAUCAUUUUGAUGCUGAACUCUGUAAGGGGUUUAGUUGAUAGGCAAAUUGAACAUGAAAGCACUUUUGAAGAAACAUUAAAGUCUGUGACGUUUUUUUAAUUAAGCACAUCAUCUCAGAUGAUUCGGAGCGGAAUAAUCCGAUCUGAUUUGGCAGGAUGUGAAGAGCCACUGUUCCUUACAGUGUGUGCACCAAAGGACCGAUACUGAGCACCUUUUAACGAAUCCCAUCAAGUUUGCAACAUCUUUAUAUGGGAACAAAUGCAAUAAUUCAUAGACUCGUCUAAAUCACGUGAUUUUUCACCAGUAGGUUGUUUGGGAGGUUACUUCUUUAGAUUAAGUUAUAGACAAGAAUAAUUAGAUUUUUUUUUUCAUUAAUUCCUUUUUUUUCUAUCAAAUUCCAAAUCUGGCCUGAUUUAUUAAAUUGAUAAAUGAUUACCGUAUUACUUAUAAAUCAUAGUUAAAUUAAAAUUGUCAGAAAUUGAAACUGGGAAUCUCAACUCAUUUGAGAGCCUUCUAGAUUUUAGGGUAAAUACUUUUUUUCCAGCACUCAACAUUCUGCUUCCUGUCUACCACAAAUUCUAAUAUUGGGUGAAAAAAACUUUAUAAUGAUGUUAAACCUUUUACUGCUGUCUCAUUUGAUUUUUAGAGGAAUAUAAAUUAGUCCCUUGUACCUGAAAAUAUGUGAAGACUCAAUUUUAGGAGUUUCUCAAAUGCAGAAAUCAGUUCAUCCUUCAGGGUUACACACAAUGAUAACUUAAAUUGGUGCUUGAUGAUAAUUCUAGCCUUAAUUAGAGCAUGUAACAAAAGAGUAAUCUACAGUAAGUCUGACCUAGAAAUAGAAACAUUUUAUACAGAUAUUUAUGUUCAGACUUCCACAGAAUGCAUUCAGGUGAUUGUUUUGGGUAACAAGGUUUAGAAUAUUAAAACAUGAACUAUUUUCCCUAUACAAAGAUUAAGAAAUAUAGAUAUUCAUGACAAAUAUGUAUAUCAUGUGUAUAUGUAAAUAGGAUUUUUUUUUUGUUGUUCUUGUUGCUUUAUUAAAAUGCUAGGAAUAAUGCAAAAGAAACAGCUACUUCAGUACAAAAAAGCACUACUGUGUCAAUUUAGUAUAGAUUUCCAUUAGAUGAGUGGUGGAUUAGUUGCUAAUAUGCACAUGGACACCCAUAAUAAAUACCUUGCAUAUCUAAUACUUCUGUAUAUUUAUACCUUACUCUGUACAAUAAUGGGGCAUGAUUUCACUUUUAAGGCUGUCCGGUUAGUUUUCACCAGUAAUUAGUAACAACACAGUAGAAGUAGAAUCUCAACAGCUAAAUCACUGUAGAAUGUUUGACAUUACAUGAAUAUCCAUGCUUAAUCACUCUAUCUUCUGGUUUCGAAUAGUCGAAACCAAACACAGCUAAUGAGAUGUUGCAGAGACUGAAUUGUGAAUGUAAGAGGAUUAGAUGCUGGAUGUCAUAUUACUCUUAAAAAAAUGUAUGAAAUCAUGUUCAAAUAAAGCACAAGGUCUUCUUGAUCUGCUGUAACACUGUACAGAAUCCAGAGGUUUUCAUCGCAGCACACUCAGUAGCUAUGCAUGGUUUCAGAGUGCAAAUGCACUUUUGUAGUGGGCAGUCUUCUAACCUUGCUAAGAGUGGAUUGCCAAUGAAACAUGAUGUAAAUUCACCUUUUGUGCCCAAUUACCUUAAAGUUUCAAUUUUCCAAAUCAAAUAAAAAUACUAUAAGAAACCGUGA